Molecule: messenger RNA, 968 nt
Organism: Paramecium primaurelia
Lineage: Eukaryota; Ciliophora; Oligohymenophorea; Peniculida; Parameciidae
Source: the annotation of a GenBank genome assembly
AAAAAAUGAGUUAGUUUUAAAGAAUGAAUAGAAAACUUGAUGAAGGUUGGAAAUUAACUACUAUGGUAUGUGAAUGCAAAGCAACAUUAUUAAUAUUUCUAGAAAACAGAAAUUUAUAUUGUCCUAAAUGUGAUAUCAUUACUUAAGAUUAAGUGAUUUUAGAUUAAGACUCCUAAGACACCAAAAUUAAAACAAAUCAAAGUGGAUCAGAAUCAAAACCAGAGAUUAUUCAAAAAAAAAAUAGUAAAGAUUAUGAUUCAGAUGAUUUCAAUUUUGAUGAUUAGGUAGAAGAUUUUAAUUAGAGAUUUUUAUUAAAUAAAGCAGCUGCAGAUGAAGCAUCCAAAAAAAUAGGUUAAUUACUUUUAUAAGGAUGGACUAUGCUAGGUGAGUCUUGUAUAGUAUGUUUAUAACCAAUCAUGAAGAGUAAAUAAGGACUUAGAUUAUGUGUCUAAUGUAAUAAAGAAGAACGAAUAGAUUAACCCAAAGUAUAAGAAGUAAAAUCUAAUAUAACACAAGAAAAGGAUACUGUUUAAAUGGUUGUCUAAUAAGUCUAGUAACAAAAUAUUUAAAUUUAAUAAAAAAAAUAAAUUAGUGAACCUGCACAUUAACCAUAAUUAGAAUAGAAAAUAGAUAACAUUAAAUAUGAUAUAUCCAAUAUAACUAGAUCUAAAGAAGAUGCUCAAACAUUAAUUACAUCUCAGUUGAAAAUUUAUUAUGAAAAAUUGUAAUCAUCAGUAGAUGAUAUCAAUUUUUACAAUUUAAACUUUUUAUCUGAAUAAAUUAAUAUAAUUGAAUAAUAAGUAAGUUAAACAUUAAAUAACAAUACAGAAUUAAUGAGUACAAGAAUCAAUACUUUAAAGAUUUUAACAUCAAUUCAUGAAAAAUUAAUGUAAUAAAAUUCUUUAGAAAGGGCUUAAAAAUUUAUGGGCAUUAUUUUGAUAAUAUAUAAUAUUGUGUAGAAACAAUGA